Molecule: messenger RNA, 5861 nt
Organism: Micropterus dolomieu (smallmouth bass)
Lineage: Eukaryota; Metazoa; Chordata; Actinopteri; Centrarchiformes; Centrarchidae
Gene: mtus2b
Product: microtubule associated tumor suppressor candidate 2b
Exons: 16
Coding region: 1033-4614 (1193 amino acids)
Cellular component (GO): cytoplasm; nucleus
Molecular function (GO): microtubule binding
Source: RefSeq, a predicted model, not a curated record
GGCACAGUGCCGGCUUCUGUAUCAAAAUUCCAUGGGAGAAUGUUUUUUUUAAUUCCCUUUAUUUCACACCUUUUUAAUUAACUGCAUUAACAAUCAGCAGAUCAUUCUCAAACCCAGUUGUGGAUAUCACUAUAUCGUCAGCACCUUUUGUGUGGUAAGUUUAUCUCAAGGUCCAAGUUAGUGGAUGUUGAUACUUUGCUUCUGAGAAAAUGUACUGUAUAGAAACCACAAAUCUGUGCUUGUUUUUUACAUUAACUGUAUAACUCAGAUACAUGCUCCAUGGUGCUCUGUAGAAUUUGGUAAGGUACUUACUGUGAUCAGUAUAUCUGUGUGAAAGGGUUGAUGUUAGUAGACUUGUAUUCUAGCUAAUUAAUGGUUUCCACAUGGACCGCCAUCAGCAAACUGCACUAUUUUAACUAGCCAAAGAUACUUCAGAGGAUGUAUUUAAGUGCCUAUGACCCAAAUGAAUGUUAACUUUAGAGGUAUGAUAUAGCUCUAUCACAAGCUAGAAUUAUGAAAUGCGUAUGGUAUUGUUGUGUGUUGGACAGAGCAGACCCAAACGCAACGCUCAGAUUGAAACAGGUUUUAUUAGGAAAAAAGGGGUUGAGGGAGAGGUGGAUUCCGGGGUGCCUCGUGCAGCCGGGAGGACGCCGUGGAGGAAGCCGAGGCGAGAGGGCAGGUAGGCGAGCCCAGCUGACACGACGGUGGACGGAGCGAUGCUGCAGACUCUUCAUCACGGCUCGAGCUGCCUGCUUCUUCUUCACUUCACUGUGGUGCUCUUCUCCAGCGGAUUACCUGACUCUGAACGGAUAAGGACUCCAGAUGUCGUGAAGAGCCAUCUUCCAAAUUAGACAUGAUAUUCAACAUUCUGAUUACUGGCACACUGGAAUGAAAUGUGAAAAUCCGUUCUAGGCUCCUGCUGUGCCACUGAGACUCUUUGAUGGGUAGACAGACUUUUUCGGAAUAGAUGCAAUGGCUGAUUGAUUUUUAAAGUGCUUUUGAGGGCGCUGUUAACUCAGACCUGUUUCCCAAAUGUGUGAGCGAGGAGAGCCCUUCGUUGAGGGGGAGCUACGGAAUAACAACCAGCAGGGUGGCGUGCUGGCUGAUGGCGAUGCCAACGCCAAUAAAAUCCAAACAGAGGAUGGUGGGAGGACAGGUGAUACUGGCACUCUGUCGGGGUUGAUGAUUGAAACAGCAAAGCAGGACAAAGUCAUUAUCUGGGGUACAGACUCCCAGUGUGAUGACCCUGAGCUGGCUGAGUUUGAGAUGCUGGAGUGCCAGGAGCUGGAAGCCUACCUGGUUCGGGAGGGAGAGGACUUUGUCGGGCUUGCAGACCGGAAGGAUCUUCAAGAAGAACGACCUUCAGCAUGCAGCAAAGCAUCAGUAGAACAGGCAACAGGUAAAAGGAGCAGGGAAGAGAGAAAGUCUAUUUUGCAUAGUGCCAGUGAGCAGGAAUCCUCCAGAAAUGUCUUUGAGAGCAGAGGGGCAUCCGGGACUGAGUUAAGUUCAGAAACAGAUGCCUUUGUGUCCUGUUUGUCCACCAAUUCAAGCAUGGACGCUGCUAUGGACACUACUGGCAGGACCCAGACGACAGAGAGAGGCAAGUCCUCUCAAAGAGCUGAUCAUCCCUCCAUCCCCUCUGGAAAAAGCACAAUACACUGGAAAGAUGUGGACAUGAAUUUGAAUUCAACAGUUCAGUUGGUAGACGUGGUAUCACAUGCACAAAGCAAUGUUCCACAUAAGGGUGUCACUGAUGAGCACAGGAAGAACAAUAAUCAGAUAAAUAAAGCAGAGAAUACAAUUUCAGAGCGAGAUUGUGAACAAGGUUUAUAUACUGGUUUACCCGUGGCGAAAAAAUCACAUGAAGAAAGCAACACUAAAAUAGAUAAAAGCACACAAGCUGACGAGGCCCCUAAUGCAAACUAUAGCCCACACAAAACUGGUACAAAGGGGACUCCGUCUUCAAAUGAAUCCAAAGCCAUAAAGAAACAAGGAUCAUUUGAUAACACGCUGAAAAAACAAACCUCUUUUGACAAGAGUUUUAAAAAGCAGCCAUCAUUUGACAAUACUUUAAAGAAGCAGCUGUCUUUUGAUAACAGCUUAAAAAAGCAGGGCUCUUUCGAGAACACGGUCACCUCCAGUUCUCUAAGCCUGGAGAGGAGGAAACCAUGGGGAAGCCCUAGUCGACCAGCAACACCUACUUCCCCUAAAACAACCUCCUGUUCGCCCAAGAGACGGCCACCUGGUUCUCCAGCCAAGGUCCAGGGUAUCAGGGCACUCAGCUCGGAGCGCAGUAACUCCCCUAAGAGAGGUCUAGGUCAAACAGUCAAACCACCAGGUAAGACUAGUUUGAGCAGUGGCAUCCCCAAACCACUUAUUCCUCAGCAGAAAGAGCCUGAACCCAGGAGGUCUUCUCCUACCCAGAAGCCUAAAAAUAUCCGACCAAAAAUCAUCACAUAUGUUCGAAAGAAUACUCAAGCAAAACCAGAAGUGACUGAUGCUCCAGUCGAAGCCUCCACACUAAGACUGUCUUCUUACUCUAGCCCGCCAGCUCAUAAAGAGCCGAUGGUUGGUUCUCAACCUAAAUCCACACCGGUGCUAUGUUCCUCUAACCUGUUGUUUGACAAAUAUCGACAGGAGAUGCAGAAGGCAGGCUACUAUUCUCCAAGCAUGGCUGUGGCUGGGGUGAAACCUCCAAGCAGCACCAUCCCUCAAAGGCAAAGUGGGAAGUUGGAUAAUUUUCAUGAGGAUAUACCUGAGAAAUAUCUCCAAGAGCAUGUUUCACAAGAAGGAGGCAGUGUAUACCGCUCACCGAGAGCUCUGAGGCCUCAGCUGGGGUUAGGGGCGGUCACCAGGCAGCCUGCAGCCAGGACAAGAGUUCAGCAGACAGGUCAAAGGUCAGCCAUGGCCCCAUGCCAUGCUGCAGCCGGAGUGUCAACCCAAGGCUGCCAGGACCCUGCAGGUCUUGGAGAGCAAAAGAGGUCAGGAGAAAGAGGUCCAGAAACCACCCCUAAGAGUCUCCUGAUCAAACCAGGCCAGUCUGGUCUGCGUCCUCCAGGCUUCUCCGCCCUACCAGCUGCCCGUCUGGCCUCCUUCGGCUUCGUCCGGAGCUCCAGUGUCUCGUCUGUGUCCAGCAACCAGUCUAAUGACAGCAGUCACAGUGAUCCCUGCCGACCUUCUCACCAUUCUGGCAGUGGCAGCGACGACACACCUCUCCACAAAGCCACAGCGCCCCCCGGUGAAGCCUCCCAUGCUCACAGCCGGACUCAGCCUCCCAAUGCCCCUAGCCUCCAGCGCCGCAGUCUCCCGCCGCAGCGCUGCUCCCCACUUGCCUCUAGGAGAGAGGUGCAGAAGGACAUAGAGGUAGCGAUGCCACCAAGGUCCUCUCCUAAAAGAUUUGCAGUUGUUUCGCCAAAGCCACAGUCGCCUGUUCGCAGGCAGGCAGCACCAGUUCAUGUUGCUGUUCGGACUGAGAGGGCACAAGAGUUGGACCGAGCUUUGAUCCAGCAGCUGCGGGAACGCUGUGAGCAGCAGGCCCUGCAGCUGCAGAGCCUUCAGGCACAGUUAAAGAAGGCCUCCCUGUGCCUGGAUGUUUUCAGCAUCACUACGCAGCACUUCUGUCACAAGAGUGAGAGAGCCAUUGUGAAGGAGAGGGAACUGUCCCUGGAGCUCACCAGAAUCAGGGAUGAAGUGGCUUUCAGUGUUGCACACUGGGAGCAACUGCAGCGGGAGAAGGAGGAACUGGAGUGUCGUUUUGAGGCUGAGCUGCAGGGAUUGCGGGCUCAGCAGCAGAGGGAGCUGGGAGCUCUGGAGGAGCGGCUGAAGGUUCAGCACAUGGCCGAGACCGAGAGCCUGCAGGCCCAACAACAAGCCGAGCUGGAGGAGCUACGGGUCAAACAGCAAGAGCAGAUUGAGGAAAUGAGUGAGAACCAGGAGGCUUCCUUGAUGGAGAUGGAGACAGCUCACAAUGACACACUGGCCACUCUGCAGGAAGAGCAUGCCAGAACUGUGAAGAAUCUGAAGAUGGCCCAUGAACAGCAGACAAAGUCUCUGGAAGAAGAGUUUCAAAAGAUCAGAUUGUCACUGCAGGAUCAGGUGGACACGCUGACGUUUCAGAAUCGCAGCCUCAGAGACCGAGCCAAGCGCUUUGAAGAAGCUCUGCGCAGGAGCACAGAUGAGCAGAUAGUGGAUGCUUUGGCGCCAUAUAAACAUAUUGAUGAGGACCUGAAGAGUUUGAAAGAAGUACUGGAGAUGAAGAAUCAACAAAUUCAUCAGCAGGAACAGAAGAUCUCAGAACUGGAGAAAAUAGCUGAAAAGAAUGUGUACCUGGAGGAAAGACUGCAAGUGUUACAGCAGCAGAACGAGGACCUGAAGGAAAGAAUAGACAAGAACCUUGCUGUGUCACGGCAACUUUCUGAAGAGAAUGCCAACCUGCAAGUGAAUGUGGAGAAGGAGAGCAACGAGAAGAAGCGGCUGAGUCGCACUAAUGAGGAACUACUGUGGCGUCUUCAGACAGGCGAGCUGAGCCCUCGCAUGUCCCCCAGCUCCUCCCCCAUUCAUAGACCCUUGUCUGGACCAGGCUCCCCUGCCCGCCCACACUCCUACCAUCAGUGACACUUUCAAUUGAAGCUCUUGUAUCAAACACUUUCUUUUAUCUGGCUUCGGAAGCCCUGAUUUAUUUCUCUGUUGAAUGUUCCUCAAUUAAAAGAGUAGAAUUUUACAGUAUGUAGAUGGACAGACACAGAUACAUUUGUUUCUUGGGAAAUGCUGCUCACCCAUUGAAUGCAUUUCCAAAGUCCAACCCCAGGAAUUUCAAUCUCUGACCUAAAGAAUUGUAUUAAUGAUUACGCCUCUUAUCGUUCAAAAGGGAAUUCUCUGCCCUCUUUCUUUUCUAUUCCUCCUCAACGCCCCACAAAGCAAGCGUGCUGUGAUAGCGCAGCAUAUGAAAGACCUGGUCAUUGUAGACUUAAUAGAGCAAGAUCAGAGUCACAGUGCCUCAUUUCCAUCUCUUCGCCUCCAUCUACAUCACCACCAUCUCAUCCAGUGCUCAGGAUGAUGAAUGGGACACAGCAAACAUCACAAGUGCAACAACAAACACAAGAAGCGCCUUUUGCCAUCAUUCUCUCCUACCAGCAACGUCUAUCAAGGCACAGGCAAUACUUUGGGUAAAAUCACAAACCUACCUACAGUAAGUUACUCUCAAAGUGUGGAUUCUUCUCUGGGGCAUGUUAACCUUUUCAUGCUGAAAUAUUUCAUUUAUCAGGAGUAAAUGAAUGACUACCUUGCCAUCUAACCUCAACCAUCCAUUCUACUUUCUCCUUAAACAACUAGAUGUUGACCUGAAAUGUAUGAUUACAACAACUUAAAAAUACAUAAAUCCAUUGAACUGCCAACAUGGUGUAACUAUAUUAUUGAUUAUAAUUUGUCAAAACUGUACAUUUAGUGCACUCUUUAAAGCAUGUUCUGUCUUCCAGUUCUAAUGGUUUUAGGAUUACCUACAGUGUGACGAUAAUGAAGUAUAAGGGUGAAGGGGCAACACAUGUUACCUGUUAUUUCUAAUAAAACAGAGCAGGAUUUAUUCAAAUGAAACCAAGAAAAAAAAUCAAUGAAUCAUUGUAUUACACAUUUCAGACUAAUCUUACAUUUCUUAUGUGAGAUGAUGCCCCUCAAGGUCAGUCAGGUUAAGAAAACAUCCUUUUUCCUGCAAAAAUACAGGAUCACCAAAGAGGAAAUCAUGAAACACAGCUGUUCAUCAUGUACUGUAGCUGUCAUGUGUCUAAAAUGAGGUGCUGCAGAAUCAGCCAGAAAUGGUGCAUACAUUGCAGUUCUAGUCAAAAUAAAUUGACCAGAACACAUGUAAA